Messenger RNA from Papaver somniferum (opium poppy), 393 nucleotides. RefSeq lists its product as uncharacterized. Bases 1 to 393 code for a protein of 130 amino acids. The transcript has a single exon. Lineage: Eukaryota; Viridiplantae; Streptophyta; Magnoliopsida; Ranunculales; Papaveraceae. The record is from RefSeq and is a predicted model, not a curated record.
AUGGAUUAUGACAAUGCGGGGAAACAUAGAAAGUUACAACUUAAUAAGCUAGAGGAGAUACGUAAUGAUGCUUACGAGAGUCCCCGGAUUUACAAGGAGAAGACUAAACUUUUCCAUGACAAAAUGAUUUCUAGAAAUAUUUUUGUUGUUGGCCAAAAAGUCCUUCUAUUUAAUUCUCGUCUUAAGUUGUUUCCCGGUAAGCUAAGGUCACGUUGGAAUGGACCUUUUGUUGUUACUAAUGUUUUUCCUUAUGGUGCAGUUGAAGUUACUAGUCUCACGAAAGGGACGAUAUUCAAAGUAAACGUCCAUAGAUUAAAGACAUAUUACGAAAACUUCCCUACGGAGAAUGUGGACGUGAUUGAGCUUCGUGAUGUACUCCCUCUGGAGGAGUAG